Molecule: messenger RNA, 640 nt
Organism: Guyanagaster necrorhizus
Lineage: Eukaryota; Fungi; Basidiomycota; Agaricomycetes; Agaricales; Physalacriaceae
Exons: 1
Coding region: 15-203 (62 amino acids)
Source: RefSeq, a predicted model, not a curated record
CCCCCCCCCCCCCCAUGGCAGUUCGCUCUAAUUUCGAUCUCGCCACCUGUGACCUUACACGUGAAGGCCGCUUGUUUCCGUUUAUCUUAGCAGCUCAUUUUGGGGGCGAGAUGAUAUUAAGCUUGGGCUAUUACCUAGUGGCCGAGACUUUUGCUCGUCAGCUGGGAAAGGGGAAGGAACCGAGUCUCGAUCACGUCGCUUAACACGGGGAACGUGCGUUAGAAAAUUUAUAACUGCGAUCUGGAGAAAAGCACUCAUUUAGAACCGAUCUCCCAAAUGUUCAUGACGGACAUCUUUUUUUAAAGUUUCAUCUCUUAUGUAUAUAUGUCCAGCACAUUUCUGUCUACUGCAGGAUCGCCGUUUCGAUCUCUCUCCCCCGAGUCAUGGGGUUACCCUUCAUUAUAUCGAGUACUGCCACAUCUGUCCGACAUUGUUCCCAGCCACCGAGGGCGAGGGGGGGAAAGGAAACAUUAAAUAGAAUAGCGGCGAUCUAGGUACUGAGAUGUAGCCUGAGCAGUCGUGCUGCCCGACGUUCAUUACCGACUCUUCUUCAUUAUACCCGCACGCGCGCGAUUACUUCUGCAUCCCAACGGUGUUUCUUGCGAUGAUCGCAAAUCAUCCCCCCCAAGAAGCGUUCCCC